Molecule: messenger RNA, 2604 nt
Organism: Klebsormidium nitens
Lineage: Eukaryota; Viridiplantae; Streptophyta; Klebsormidiophyceae; Klebsormidiales; Klebsormidiaceae
Source: the annotation of a GenBank genome assembly
AUGAAAGACAGGUUAGAGCAACAAAGCAAGCAACAUCUCAAAGAAGUGACAGCCUUGCGUGUGAAACACCGCAGUGCGAUCCAGACUUUCAAGGGGACCUUAGAGGGGACAGCGCUGCGAGAGCGGAAAAUGCAAGGUGGCAGCACCGCGCCCACGCUCCGUAAGAUGUCAAGCAAGAUAGAGACAAUGCUUACAGAGUUGUUCGCUAAUUCGGAAGCCAGGAGACAGGCUCUGUAUGAGCAUUACCGGCGACAUCCUAGCGACUACCAGCUCAUCACUAAUGUAGCGGCGGCAAACCGGACAACCUUUGAGGCGCUCUGCCGCUUGCACCCAGAGUGGCUGCAGCCUCAUCAGCGCGCUGUCAUUGAGGCAAUCGAGGCGGCGUGGACAGUGAACCAGUGCCUCGCAAUGCAGAUCCACUGCAAGCUGGGUCACGGCGAGAAGUGGCAGAAUCUCAUUAAUCUCCUCUGCAAGACCUACAACUCCCUGGCAAAAGAGUGGCAACCGCGGGAGAUCCUGUACGAAGGCAGCAAGCUGUACUUGCCUUCGCUGAAGUCGAAGGGUCGGGUGAACGAGCACCGCGAAACCCUCCACGCCAUCAUUCCCCUCCUUCAAAACGAGGACGGUACCGCGUGCUGGACGGAACUCCCGCUCCUCAUCAACGAGACGAUCCUCCUUGACCGCGCGCGAGGAUACCUGCAGAGCCGGACGCUUCAGAAUCAGGACAAGGUGUGGCUGCAUUGGGGGGGCGACGCAGCGGGGUGGCUGAGGGGCCAGUCCCACAGCAUCUGGGGUUUCAAACUCCUGGGUAACCAGCGGGUAGUUUCACACUCUCCCAAGGACAUGCGGGUUGCUCUCACUUUUGAGGGCAAGGACAAGUACUCCACCUACAAGGAGUACCUGCAACCCUUUCUGCAACACAUGGAAGAUCUGGCUGAGGGGGGGGUGCUCGUUGAAAACACGCAGUACGAGGUGGAGCAGACAAUGGGGGCCGACUACGUGUUGAUGUGUGAGCUCCUGGGUCACUCUGGGGCGGGUGCUACAAACGGGUGCUGCCUAUGCGAGCAGCAUAAGGACCUCUACGGCAAGACGGUCCUAAACGACGACGGAAGGAGAGUCCCCGUGAAAGCGAAAGCCCGGACGACAGAAAGCAUGGCUGCAGCAGCGCACCGCCCCUGGACUACUGGCCCUGAUGUUCACUGCCCCCACUGCGACGAGCGGUUCCCUGACCAAGCCGCUGUGGACGCCUCAAAACCCCCCGAAACCAAAACUGAGAUCCGGAACUUCCAGCUCCGCCACGCUGGAAUGAGGUUUGGCACUCCGCCACUCUUCAAAUUCCCCAUUACAGCCUACGUCAUCUGCAUCCUUCACCUCCUGCUACGUCUGAUGGCCAUCACCUUUCUUCGAACGGUGGCAGUCAACAUCAACACAGUGGCUAAAGCUGAUGCAGUCAACGCCCUGAUCAAGGCUCUUCACCUGGGAUGCAAGAAGUUGGAGCCGCGAAAGAAGAGCGGCGACAAGAAGAAAGACACGCAGAACCUGAACUUUAUUGGAAGAGAGGCCCGCGUCCUUCUGCACCCAGACGUGUACAACACCUUCCUCAACAUUGUCAUCGACGACGACGAGAAGAGGGCAAACGCCAGGACGAUAUGGGACAACCUGGCGUGCUUUUACAACGAGCUUAUCAAGCCCCUCGACGAUCCAACUGACCAAGCUGAACGUCUGCGCAAGAGCGUUCUGGUGCAGGACAAGGCUGUGGCCUACGUGGACAGCUUCACCGCCCAGGUGGGGAUGGACAAAGCAACUCUCUACAUGCAUCAGGCCAUGGACCACAUACCUGAGAUGGUGCUCCGGUUCGAGGUGGACAUCUCGGACAUGUCACAGCAGUUUGUUGAAGCCAAGCUGAAGGAGGGAAAGACAGACAUGCAGCUGUUUAGCAACAAGCGGCUGGUGGACGAAACGCAGAAGAAGGGCCGGAACCAACAGGUGAUGGCAAAGGGACGAGAGAGAAUUGCUCUGAAGCAGUCCAUUGACUUUCCCCUGAGCCGGAACGAGAAGCGACAGCUGGGUGAUGGUAGUAAAGCGGCCGAGCAGACGGUUGAGAGGGCGCGGAGGCGGGGGCAGCUGGCCAGUCGGAGUCAGGCGCAGAUCGAGAAGAGGGUAGCAAAGUGCGCGCCCGACGUCAGUCGGGUGUACCUCGGUUACAAGAACAAGCUGGAGCAGCUCACCGGGUUGGAAGAAGGGGGGGAGUCGGACGAGGAGCUCCCGAACAACGUGGCGUCGCGGGCGAGCGCCUCCUUCAUCAGCAACGCGAACACGUCCGGAAACCAGGGCCCCGUUUCAGGGAUGCCGCGGGCGUCAGGGGUGGCAGAGAGCGAAGUGGGGCGCGGAGCAGGAGUUGAGCCGGAGCGAGGUGGUCUGGCAGCAGGACCAGCCCUUGCGCAGGCUGCAGGCAGGGGUGCAGGCAGGGGGGGGCGGGCAGGAGGGGGUGGGGCUAGAGGCAGGGGGCCAGGUGGGGCUGGGAGGGGCGCAGGCGCAAGAGGUCGAGGAAGAGGCCGGACGACCGGUGGCAGAGCCAUCCCUGCAUCAGCUAGACCAAAUUAG